UGUGUGCGUGCGCGCGCGUUUUUCGGGUCGGGGGUGGGGGUUGUGUCUGAACCAGUUAAGAAGAAUGACUUUGGAGUCCAUCAUGGCGUGCUGCCUGAGCGAGGAAGCCAAGGAAGCUCGACGGAUCAACGACGAGAUCGAGCGGCAGCUGCGUCGGGACAAACGGGAUGCCCGUCGGGAACUGAAGCUGCUGCUGUUGGGUACAGGGGAGAGCGGCAAAAGCACGUUCAUCAAACAGAUGAGAAUCAUUCAUGGAUCAGGUUACUCUGAUGAAGACAAAAGGGGCUUUACAAAACUGGUGUACCAGAAUAUAUUUACAGCAAUGCAGUCCAUGAUCAGAGCCAUGGAUACCCUCAAAAUUCCAUAUAAAUAUGAAUAUAAUAAGGCUCAUGCACAGUUAGUUCGAGAAGCUGAUGUAGAAAAGGUGUCAACUUUUGAGAACCCCUAUGUAGAUGCAAUUAGAAGUUUAUGGAAGGACCCUGGAAUCCAGGAAUGUUAUGAUAGACGUCGAGAAUAUCAGUUAUCGGAUUCAACUAAAUAUUACCUUAAUGACUUGGACCGCAUAGCAGAUUCGGCCUAUCUGCCAACUCAGCAAGAUGUACUUAGAGUUCGAGUCCCAACAACAGGGAUCAUUGAAUAUCCAUUUGACUUACAAAGCGUCAUUUUCAGAAUGGUGGAUGUAGGAGGCCAACGAUCAGAAAGAAGAAAAUGGACUUGCUUUGAAAAUGUCACAUCUAUCAUGUUCCUAGUAGCUCUCAGUGAAUAUGAUCAAGUGCUUGUGGAGUCAGACAUGAGCCACGCCUCAGAUGCCCCUGCAACCCGCAGCGAAAACAUAUUCCUGUUUGCUGUCCCUGCCUUGCAACUCCUUUUCUCAUCUGAAGCGUGGCUGCGAGCACCUGUGUCUGGCUAG
Calypte anna (Anna's hummingbird) is the source of this 910-nucleotide messenger RNA. RefSeq names its product guanine nucleotide-binding protein subunit alpha-11. Gene Ontology annotation, molecular function: G-protein beta/gamma-subunit complex binding; GTPase activator activity; GTPase activity. The record is from RefSeq and is a predicted model, not a curated record. NCBI's taxonomy places the organism in Eukaryota, Metazoa, Chordata, Aves, Apodiformes, Trochilidae. Gene Ontology annotation, cellular component: heterotrimeric G-protein complex. Gene Ontology annotation, biological process: phospholipase C-activating dopamine receptor signaling pathway; adenylate cyclase-modulating G protein-coupled receptor signaling pathway; action potential.